This is a messenger RNA of Wasmannia auropunctata (little fire ant), 640 nucleotides long. Its product is annotated as venom allergen 3-like. The transcript is spliced from 3 exons. The coding region runs from base 105 to 338 and encodes 77 amino acids. The record is from RefSeq and is a predicted model, not a curated record. Gene Ontology annotation, cellular component: extracellular region. NCBI's taxonomy places the organism in Eukaryota, Metazoa, Arthropoda, Insecta, Hymenoptera, Formicidae.
AAUGUAAUUACGGUCAUGACAAAUGCAGAGAUGUGGACAGAUUUCGAGUUGGUCAGAACAUAGCCAAAUAUUCCACUACGGGCAUACCGCCCAGUUUGUCAGAAAUGAUUGAAAACCAAUGGUACGAUGAAGCAGCUAAGUUUGAUAAAAAUCUAGUGGACUUAUAUAAAUUUGAUUUGGCUACAGGCCAUUAUUCCCAAAUUGUCUGGGCUGACACGACGAAAAUUGGUUGCGGACUAGCAAAGUAUAAAGAAGAUAAUUGGACUGUGUUUUACUUAGUUUGCAACUAUGGUCCAAGUGGAAAUUUUCCGGGUCGGAAAGUAUAUCAAAGUAAAUAAAUCUAACUGACAAAUAAUGGAAAUAAAAUUUUAAAAAGCAGCACAGAAAUAUGGAAAAUGCACAACGAUAUAUUUUAUCGCUAAAACUAUAUAGUUUUAAUUCUUAUAAUAAUGUCAAUAAAGAGACAUAUAAUAUUCUUUUCUUUCUUUCCUCUGUUUUCUUUCUCUUCAUAUCUGUUGACAACAAGAUUUUCAAUAACUAUUAAAUGUAAUGCCUUUUAAUAUCAAGCAAAUAUAACAAUACAUAUAAUUUCUGUUGUUACAAUGUAUUUAAUAAUAAAAAUAUGCAAUGAAUAAAUAAA